Bursaphelenchus okinawaensis is the source of this 1393-nucleotide messenger RNA. The record is from the annotation of a GenBank genome assembly. NCBI's taxonomy places the organism in Eukaryota, Metazoa, Nematoda, Chromadorea, Rhabditida, Aphelenchoididae.
AUGCGUAAGUACUGUAACGUAAAAGUUUUUAGGCUUUAAAACUGGGUUAUUUAUUAAUAUAAUACUAUUUAUUUCGACAGGGUCAUAUACUAAAAUUUUUUUGAGUUUUACAGUUACUUUUAAAAAUUUAUUUUAAGUUAUUUCUUUGAUAUGUAUAAUAUAAAGGAUCUUCAGCUCGUCGUGUGAAUUCGAUGUCGUUCAAUGAUUCUCAGGAGAGUUCGGCGAUGCUUCAAGCUGAUCUGAAGACCGAUCCGGCCGAGUUGAUUUGUUGUCGGCACGGCCGAGAAUGUAUGGUCGGAAGAGUGGAAGAUUACCAACGGGACAGGACCAAAGCCCUAAGGGAAUGGGCGGUCAUUACCGGCAGAUUGAGAAAGUAAGUCACAUUAACAUUUUAGUUUUACUUUUUAUAUUGUUAUUUAAUUACACUUUUUCUAAAUACCAUAACCGUAUGAUAGUGGAAUUCUAAAUUAUUUAUACCUAUGUUCACUUUCAGGCAGCCAUCUUCGACCGGAGACAUUAAAAUGACAAAGCGCGUCUCCACCACCCAAGUCCAGAUUCCAAUGUCUUCCAUCGGCUACGAGAACAUUGAAGUUUUGGCCCAAGCAGAAGCCAAACAGAAGGAAACUUUGAUCGCACCGGACAACCUUUUCCGGUACUCGAUGGUAAAUAUGGGGUAUGUUAACAUGACUUACGCGAACUUUAAUGCGCGGUUUGUUUAAGCUAAUGAAACUAGCUUUUUUCAUAAUUUUUCAAAAAUUUUUAACUGUACCUCAAUUCCUUCUCAAUUUUUAAAAGUUGAAAUUAAAAUUUAGCACGGCAUUACCCCACGGAUCGGCUGAAAAUACCAACGAACCCUUCGACUUUGAACCAUACUACAUUGGCGUUUGUACUCCAGAAAAGGCAGAGGAAGUGUGCACAGAGAGCACGUCCUUCUUCCUGUACCAUUGCUAUCGUCCUAUCAACAGUUGGAGCAACAUAGUACCAGCCUUGCCCUUGGUCACGGUGUACCAUGCCAGCAAUCACAAGAUCUAGUAGGUUUGUAGAGCAAAAGAGUUAGAUGACUUUUACCAAAUUACUGAUUAUUAUCCUAUAUUGUUGUAUAUACAGUAAUUCUUUCGCUUUAACUUUCGUUAUAAGAAACACCAAGAGUUGGAAGGCUUGCUUUACCGCAAUAUGUUUCAGCCAUUACACCAUCAAACAGGCGAUCACGGACAACGUAGCCUACUACUACGUGGACUGUGGCGAUCCCAGCAAUCCUCGUUUCACCAGUCUGACCAAUCUGAUGAAGUACUACACGCUAUACGUUCAACUGUUCACCAACCCCGACGGUCGCAUCGACAUUGACGUAUUCCCGUGGUGGGCACGCGCUUACGAAGAUCCGUUUUCUCUCUGA